Messenger RNA from Ectocarpus sp. CCAP 1310/34, 2829 nucleotides. Lineage: Eukaryota; Phaeophyceae; Ectocarpales; Ectocarpaceae. The record is from the annotation of a GenBank genome assembly.
AUGGGAAAAGCAGAGCGCGUCUUCAUCCAAGAUGUGCUCGAAGCAAUCUUCGACCUAAACGAGCUGAUCAAGACGUACCAGAGCAAGAACAAGCUUUCAAAGGUGCUGGUGUCGACGCAGUUUAAGCGGCAACAGGACGAGUUAGAUGUGGUCGUGGACCGAGCUAUUUCGCGCCUGCAGGUUCGCGACGACGUGAACGCCGUAAAGGACGGGAUCCAUGUGUACAAGGUUGGCUUCAACAUGCUCCCUCGUUGCGUUUUUCAGACGUUUCGCAGCCGCAUGAAUGAUGUUCCGUUCCUUGCUGUUCAUCAGCGGUCAAUCGAUGCGGCCAAACUGGAAUCCCUGGCGGAGGCUCGUAGAGCAAGGCGGCAGCGGAAGCUCGACCAAGUCGAAAUCCCGGAGGACAGGGUGGUUAUCUCCGACGAGCUGCUGGGAAGGGGAGGCUUCGGUAAGGUGUUCCUCGCAAAGUUCAACGGACGGAACGCCGCCGCCAAGGUGCUGUAUAUUCAGCACGACCUUGGCAGACGUGACGACUCCGCUAUCCUUGAGAGCCGAAAGGAUGGUCAUUCCAACGCUGAACGAGUGAACAGUCAGCGAAAGGGAUUUCUGCGCGAGAUGAACGCAAUGAUUCGCCUCCGCAGCCCCCAUACGGUCGUUUUAUUCGGGGCUAUCACAUCGCUGCCAGACCGCUUGGUUCUGGUAAUGGAGCUACUCCCUGGCGGCGACCUCCAGACGCUGCUGAAGAACUCUGAGCAGCCACUUCCCGAGGAACAGUCCCGAAUGAUCAUCGGAGACAUCUGUGCUGGCAUGAUGUUUCUGCACAGCAAGGAAACCGUCCACGGCGACCUCAAGUCCGCCAACGUGCUGCUUGACGGCGUCGGUAGGGCCAAGCACACGAACUCCACGGGUCUGGCCACGUACACCACCAAGUCCAGCCAGAAGACCCAGAUGAGCUUUAACUGGAGUGCGCCAGAGGUGCUGGAUGCUACCGUAAGCACGCAUGCCAGCGACGUCUACAGUUUCGGUAUCGUGGCCUGGGAAGUGUUUUCGAGAGAGCUGCCGUGGGCAAACUUGGCUCACCCAAAGGACGUUUACAUUCAUGUCGUGCUCAAGGGACUCCGCCCUAUGUUCCCCCCUGAUGCCCCGGCCGACAUGAUAAGCAUGGCGACUGCGUGCUGGGCCGCAGAGCCCAACGCACGCCCCACUUUCGCUGCCAUCAUGGAUGGCCUGACGUUUAACAGUUGGGGCGCUUAGGAUGUAUGUCAACCCCGGCAAUCAUUCCGGAGGGGUGCUCUUUUCUUGUAGGUCUCAGGUCUCAACCAAGGAGUACUCGGGGGAAACACACGUAUUUUAUCCAACUAGUUAUGCGGUGGAGGAGAGCAAAGGAGAUAUGUAGAGCUUGAGUCACGAUACGCAUCGGUAGUUUUCCGAAGAAGGAAAGAUCAUCAACGCCCGUGUGGUAUCCGUUCACUGCCGCCCUUAGACCGAUGCUACCUUGUUUCGCCAUCGCCUUCUUUACUACGCCCCAAUAGCCGGCGCUCCUUCCCAAAGAAUAGUCCUUCCCUCCCUGCUAGGCGGGCUCGCGUGCUGGCAUCUAGGCUGUGGCAUGAACAGAGGAAGACGCCACAGGGCAAUCAAUAUGUCAUCGCUUCCAUAGGAAAGAAGCAAAAACUGAGGGGCUACAAACAUAGCAAUAGGCUUGAGUCCUGAUUCGUUUUCGUUUUUAUUUAUUUUCUGCUUUGCUUUUGGAUGUGAUAUCAAUCUGCAUUCUGAUGUGCUACCGUACGGGGUUUAUGUCGGAGUUCAUGCACGAUUCGGGCCUACAGCAGUGUGAUGGUUUCUAAAGAAACCGCACCGCGAAAAAGACCGAGCUACUGCUGUUUGCUGAUCCAACUUUGCGGAGCGGCUAUUGUUGAUAUUCUGGCAUGCAGGAGAGGCGCUCGUUUGAUGAGUCUUUGCUUCGGGGUGCGUGUUGCUCGUUCCACUUGCAGUACGUGUGGUCUCGCUGCGCAGUAGUAUCUCCGUUCUCAUUUCGUUUCUAUGUCGUGUAGACCAGAGACCAGAGCGGUUAGACAGGCCGUCGACUGGUGAGACAACUACACAGGAAAGAAUGAUAGCAGGACAGUAGUGAGCGAGUGGCCGAGUCGGCUGCCUGCUGCCUGCCUCUGGCCUCUGGCUGGGCUGGGUCCUUCUCCCAACACCGUACACCGUAUCUACACCGUAAUGUACACCGUACUGCUGUGGGAUUAUAUAUAGGUGUAGUAGUACCUCUUCGGGCUCUUGUACACCUUUUUCUUGCUACGUGUGCGUGUUCUUUAGAUCCUCAGAUGGCUCCAGCACUUUCGUGACCACGGGCCGAGAGUCUUUGCUAGAUUUUGGCAUUUAGCAACUGGCAUACGGUUUAAUGUGAAGUCAACAACAACUUUCUGCAUUUGUUUGAUUGGGUAAUUGGGUCAUCAACAGAACCCGAAUACCAAGUAUAACAUUGGCGUCCUCGGCGCUUGUUUCUUCCCUGGGUGCGAGAUUCGUUGCGUUGUUGGUUGUUGCUGGCUUUUGGUUUGAAGUACCGCUUUAGUCUUUCGCGUCUGCGUCAAUGCAAUGUGUACUCGCAAUUCGGUUGUUUCCGGCUGCGCGACUUGUCGCGUGUGAGCCUCUCGUUCUAGUAGGCCCUUUUCCUUGGGCACGCCCAUUGCCCGUCUCUCUUCUCCCUCGCCUACCGAAUCUCCUGGAAUUGGCCCGUCCGGGUCGUCACGGGGGAUUUACCCAUCUUGCCGGUCGCAGUACGACUCUUCGCCACGUGCGUCGUCUCCACGCGGUUACCCCGCUGGU